Oncorhynchus masou masou (cherry salmon) is the source of this 1647-nucleotide messenger RNA. Its product is annotated as rhodopsin kinase grk7a-like. Gene Ontology annotation, molecular function: rhodopsin kinase activity; ATP binding. The record is from RefSeq and is a predicted model, not a curated record. Lineage: Eukaryota; Metazoa; Chordata; Actinopteri; Salmoniformes; Salmonidae. The transcript is spliced from 4 exons. Gene Ontology annotation, cellular component: cytoplasm. Bases 1 to 1647 code for a protein of 548 amino acids. Gene Ontology annotation, biological process: signal transduction; regulation of signal transduction; protein phosphorylation.
AUGUGUGACAUGGGGGGAUUGGAUAAUCUGGUGGCGAACACGGCCUACCUUAAGGGGGGUGACGAAAAAGAGAUGAGGAAGAGGCGGCGCAGCCUGUCCCUGCCCAAGCCAGAACAGUGCGUGUCCAUCCGCGCCACGGUUGGGAAAGAAUUUGAGAUGCUCUGCGAGAGGCAGCCCAUAGGGAAGAAGUUCUUCCGACAGUUCCUCCUGGAGUCCAACCCGCAGUACGUGGCGGCCGCAGAGUUCCUGGACGAGUUAAUCGACUGGGAUCUGGCAGAAGGCGCUGGCAAAGAUAAGGCGAGGAUGAACAUCAUCAACAAGUUCUGCAAGGCUGACUCCAAGAACUUCCUGUCUUACCUGACGGGAGAGGUAGCGGACAAGUGCAAGGCGGUGUCGGAAAAGGACUUUGAAGACGUGAUGAUGGGCAAGGUGAAAGAUGCCACGCGGGAGUACCUGAAGGAAAAGCCCUUCACAGAGUACCAGACCAGCCCUAACUUUGACAAGUUCCUGCAGUGGAAAGAGUACGAGAAACAGAAAAUCACUGAUAAGUAUUUCUAUGAGUUCAGGACCCUGGGUAAGGGAGGCUUUGGAGAGGUGUGUGCCGUGCAGGUGAAAAACUCAGGCCAGAUGUACGCCUGCAAAAAGCUGUGCAAGAAGCGUCUGAAGCAGAAGAAUGGUGAGGGCAUGGCACUGCUGGAGAAGCAGAUCCUGGAGAAGGUUAACAGCCUGUUCCUGGUGAACCUGUCCUACGCCUACGACUCCAAGACCCACCUGUGCCUCGUCAUGACCCUGAUGAAUGGCGGCGACCUCAGGUACCAUAUCUAUAACAUUGGUGAAAAAGGCCUUGAAAUCGGCCGCAUCAAUUACUACAUUGCACAGGUCACCACAGGAAUCCUCCACCUACACGCCAUGGAUAUAGCGUACCGAGACAUGAAGCCAGAGAAUGUGCUACUGGACAGCUUCGGCCAGUGUCGACUCUCGGAUCUGGGGUUGGCCGUGGAGCUGCCUGGCGAAAAGACCAUCAAUCAAAAGGCUGGCACAAGUGGCUACAUGGCCCCAGAGAUCCUGAAGAAAGAGCCUUACCGGAUGUCAGUGGACUGGUGGGCACUGGGCUGCAGUAUCUACGAGAUGGUGGCAGCUCGCCUGCCCUUCAAGGACUAUAAGGAGAAGGUGCAGAAGGAGGAGGUGGCACGGCGCACCCUCGAGGAUGAAUGCAAGUACGAGCACAAGAACUUUGACGAGGGCACCAAAGCCAUCAUCGACCUCUUCCUCAAGAAGAAAAUUGACGAGCGUCUGGGAUGCAGGACCAAGAACGAGGACCCAAGGAAGCAUGAGUGGUUCAAAGGCAUUAACUUCCCUCGACUGGAGGCGGGGCUGAUCGACCCACCCUGGGUCCCCAAGCCCAACGUGGUCUACGCCAAAGACACGGGGGACAUCAAAGAUUUCUCUGAGAUUAAGGGUGUCGUGUUUGACGACAAAGAUGACAAAUUCUUCAAGGAGUUCAACACGGGGGCGGUGCCCAUUGCAUGGCAACUGGAAAUGAUUGACAGCGGACUUUUUGACGAGCUGAACGACCCCAACAGGAAAGAGUCGGCCGCUGGAUUGGACGACGAGGAGAAGAAAUCAAAAUCCUGCACUCUUUUAUAA